Messenger RNA from Colletotrichum costaricense, 483 nucleotides. RefSeq lists its product as uncharacterized. NCBI's taxonomy places the organism in Eukaryota, Fungi, Ascomycota, Sordariomycetes, Glomerellales, Glomerellaceae. The transcript has 2 exons. The record is from RefSeq and is a predicted model, not a curated record. The coding region runs from base 1 to 483 and encodes 160 amino acids.
AUGGACAUAAUCUACGAGUCUGAGCUACUAAGGGACGAGACCCAGGACUUUGACAAAUGGGGCUGGGUGUUCUACAGGUGUACAUACAACGAUGAUGACGCUUGGGCUCGCUUCAAGGACAUCAUCAACGGUACAUCCCGACAGGGCAGCGAGUACUACGAGUAUCCGGGAAUUCUUGACAAGAUGAAGUGGACCGUCGUGUACAAGGAGCUGCCGCCGGCCGAAGCCAACCUCUACGUCCGUGGACACAUCAACCUGGUGAACGCCGACUGGCAUCACGCGCGUCUGGAGGACUACCACGGAGAGAAUAUACGUGUCAACGAAGAACACUUCAGCUUCCCAGCCUUCGAGGGAUGCACCGGGGAGAACGUCGGUUGGAUGAGGCUGGUAGUGAGUGAAGUUGGUCCAUCUACCUUUCAGAGGAUCGCUCAUCUGUGGUACAUCGUUUAUAAGAGACCUCCCGAAAUCGUGUACGGCGUGUAG